This is a messenger RNA of Daucus carota subsp. sativus, 1177 nucleotides long. RefSeq lists its product as uncharacterized. The coding region runs from base 55 to 1017 and encodes 320 amino acids. The transcript is spliced from 2 exons. Lineage: Eukaryota; Viridiplantae; Streptophyta; Magnoliopsida; Apiales; Apiaceae. The record is from RefSeq and is a predicted model, not a curated record.
CCAAAAAACAAUAAACAAACUCCACCAUCUAACAUCAUCUCAUUUCUUCACACUAUGACCCCUCCACUCUACUUGAUCCUAUCUCUCUUCCUCCUCACAAUCCUUCCCAUUCUACACUCCUUACCAGCCAUACCAGACCCAACCACACAACCCCUCCAACCCUUCCUCCCCUCCUCUUCACCACCCUUAACCAUUCCAGCCAACCCCGAACAAUCCGACCUCACAGCCUGCCCUCUGCACCUCUCAGAUGACCUCUUUCGCGGCAUCCAAUCAGCUUGCACUGGCAAGCACAACAAGCAUUAUAAGUCCAGGUGCUGCCCUGCUCUAGCUGCAUGGCUUUACUCAGCUUACUCCACUGUUGCACUUGCCAAUGCUGGAAGAUCACUGCAGACAAUGUCGUAUGGUGAUCUUCCUCAGCUGCCCGAUGACUCGGAGACUUGUGUGGAUGCUCUGCAUAAAGGGCUUAAGACUAAAGGCAUUGAGCUGGUGAAGGUGAAUGAGACUUGUGAUGUAGUGUAUUGUUACUGUGGGAUCAGGUUGCAUCCCUUGACUUGUCCUUCUGCAUUUUCUGUUGAUGGGAAAAGUGGGAAAUUGGUGGGGGAUCAUAGUGUGCAUAGAUUGGAGAAGAAUUGUUUGAGGCAUGGUGUUAAUGGAUGUUCCAAUUGCCUGCAUUCCCUCUCUCUGCUCAAUGAGGAGAGAACGAGAAACACAACAGCUUCAGAGGAUAGAACCAGUAAAAUGAAGAAUAAAGAUUGUGACCUCAUGGGGCUGACAUGGCUCCUUGCCAAGAACCGAUCAGCCUACAUGCACACGGUUUCUGCAGUCUUUGGGGCCAUUAUGAAGACCACAGAUGGUCGAAACCCUCAGUCAUGCACACUGAGCAGUGACGGAAUGCCCUUGGCUGUCGAUUCUACUGAACUCAACAGCCAGUCUUCAGCAUCUCAUCUUCACUACCAAUUCUAUCUUUACAUCAUCACUAUGAUAAGUUUGUUGUACAAUAGCCUUGUUGCUUUAUAAUUUUAUCUACCAGAUGAUUAAGAAUACGGAAAUUGUAAUGGUAAUUGUAGCCAUUCAGUACAGUUAGUCUGGUAAAUUUGUAUUCUCAGUUCUAUAUAUAGGCAAGUGCCAGUGUAAUUCUUUUUUCUGCACAAUUAUUGUAGAUGUGAUAUUUGAUUUA